Messenger RNA from Psylliodes chrysocephalus, 8287 nucleotides. The record is from the annotation of a GenBank genome assembly. NCBI's taxonomy places the organism in Eukaryota, Metazoa, Arthropoda, Insecta, Coleoptera, Chrysomelidae.
CAGAAAAUUUUCUCCAAGCACCCAGAUUCACGACGUCAUCUUCGAGUAGCAGUAUCAUUAGGUUGGGAACGACGAAAAUUGUGCAAUGUCAGGCAUUCGGCAAUCCAUCUCCGCAGUUCAGGUGGCUAAAGGACGGCGUUUCAAUAACGGAACUGUCAACGGACCCUUUUUACAAAAUAUUUUCCGCGAAAUUAGAAGACGGUGGCAGUUAUAGGUGUAUAGCUGGGAACAAAAUUGGAUCCAUACUUAGCGAAGAAAUUAAAAUAGUUGUAGCAUACAUGGGAAUUUUUGAAGAUCAAAGCGAACGCUCGAUCACCGUUAGAGAAGGAGAAGCCGCCAUCUUGGAUUUACCGGAAAUCGAUUCUACACCAGCGCCGGACGUGACGUGGCAGACUGACGAAGGAGUAACGCCGUACGGACCAAAAUACGCAUAUUCAACGAACAAUCAAUUAGUGAUAUUAUCUACGGAACCGUCUGAUCAAAAAGCUUACAGGGCUCGUGCAAUAAACUCCCAAGAAGGCAAAGAAGAAAAUAGCGCUUACAUAAAACUAACAAUUGAGGAAACUCACGAUAAUAAAGAAAUCGCUCCAGAAAUAAUAGUCGGCCCAAAAGAUUUGAGAAUCGUCAAGGGCACUCCACAAACUUCCAUAGACUGCAUCGCGAACGCUCGACCCUUAUACGAACUGGAAACUUUGUGGUUUAAAGAUGGCAUUCCGAUAGAAACUACCGGAAUAUUGUAUUCUUUUAAUGAUAUAUGGAAUAGGACGUUGAUAUUAAGAUCUGUAAAUACUACGUACAGUGGGCAGUAUGAGUGUCAGGUAAAUCUAAGAUCGGGCGGUUUCUCGACAGCAGUAUCCUCAGCUCAAGUUAACGUUUUGGAAAAACCUGGAUUUUUGAGUUCGGCCAAACCGGAAACUUUAGGAGAAUAUUCAUCAUCUUUAAAUUUGCCGUGCGACGUAUUGGGUAUACCGAAACCCAAUAUUACUUGGUACAGAAAUUCUGAAGAAUUGGAUUUAUCAGAAAAAAGAUAUGAAGUACAGGAAGACAAUUCUUUGCUAAUCAAAAAAUUGUUGAUUAGCGACAACGGGAUGUAUCAGUGUUUUGCAAGGAAUGACGCUGGCGAAAGUUCUUUAUCAACUUGGCUGAAGGUUAAAACUUCUACGCCGAUCAUGGAAUUUGGUCCAACGAAUAUGACAGUUCUAGACGGCAAAGAUGCCACUCUAACUUGUCGAGCUCUGGGUGCCCCAAUUCCGAACACCACGUGGGUACACAACGGUGAGAAGGAAGUGGCGACAUCUAGCCGUGUACAGAUCCUGGACACCGGAGAUCUGCUAAUAGCGGCUGUCAAAGAGACAGAUGCUGGCCAGUAUACGUGUAUUAGGUCCAACGAGGCAGGAGAAGUUAGAGGAUCUGCGUAUGUUCAAGUCUUGGUUCGGACUCAAAUUGUUCAACCACCUGUCGAUACGAGGGUUCUUUUGGGACAAACUGCUACUUUGCAGUGCAAAAUUUCAUCAGACCCAACUGUUCCUUAUCAGUUAGAUUGGUUUCGUGACAAACAGUUAAUUAAUCCUCGUGGUAGCCAACGAAUAAGGACACUUAGCGAUGGUACCCUAGAAAUAGAAGCAGUCCGAGCAUCUGACGUCGGUUAUUACACAUGCGCGGUUCAAUCGCCUGGCGGCAACGAGACAAGAUCAGCUAAACUAUCUGUUAUAGAGUUACCAUUUUCACCAUCAAAUGUCAAAGCUGAAAGGUUAGAUAACGGUUCACAGAGAGCUGUUAAUGUAAGUUGGACCCCAGGUUUUGACGGAAAUAGUCCUAUCAAGAAAUAUAUAGUACAGAAAAGAGAGAUUCCUGAAUUGGUUCCUCCCAUUCCAGGUCCCAUUCCGGACCCUCUACUAAAUUGGGUCACCGAACUGAGCAACGUUUCUGCCGUCCAGAAAUGGAUCUUACUAAAAAACCUAAAGGCCGCUGCUGUUUAUCAGUUCAGGGUUAGCGCUGUAAACAGUGUAGGAGAGGGACCUCCCUCUGAUCCCAGCAAUCAGAUUAUGUUGCCACAAGAAGCACCCUCUGGUCCUCCUGUCGGAUUUGUCGGUUCAGCCAGAAGUUCCUCCGAAAUUAUAACCCAGUGGCAACCUCCUUUAGAGGAGCAUCGAAACGGACAAAUUUUGGGCUACAUCAUCCGCUACAGACUCUACGGAUACAAAGAAAGCCCCUGGACUAUACGGAAUAUUACAAAUGAGGCCCAAAGAAAUUAUCUCAUUACCGAUCUGAUAACUUGGAAAGACUACGUGGUUCAAAUCGCGGCUUACAACAACAAGGGCGUUGGAGUUUUUACGGACGGCGCCAAGAUCAAAACGAAAGAAGGCGUACCUGAAGCGCCACCUAUCAUCAGAAAAGUCAAAGCUCUAAAUUCUACGACGAUUCAAAUAUGGUGGAUACCGCCAGAUCCGCAAAAAAUAAACGGCAUCAAUCAAGGUUACAAAAUUCAAGCUUGGCAAUGGCAUCCCACUAGGGGUCACAUAGAAACCAACAUGAUGACCGUACAUCCAAAUUUAUUGGAUCCUUACGCCGAACAAACAGCUGUUAUGACUCAUUUAGAAAAGUUUACCUCCUACAAUAUUACAGUGGUUUGUUUUACCGACCCAGGAGAUGGACAAGCUAGUGAUAGACAUUAUAUCAAAACAAAAGAAGAUGUUCCAGAUGAAGUUUCGAAUCUGCAAUUUGACGAAAUUAGUGAUAGAGCUGUAAAAGUAAUUUGGCAACCUCCUAAACGGAUAAAUGGUAUUCUAAUCGGUUACCAGAUGAAAUAUCAAAUCAAAGAUGAUCCUAGUACAGUCCGAGUGAAAAAUUUAACAUCUGACAUUUUAAGCAUAAAGGUAAACGAUCUUCAAGCCACCACUCACUACCGCUUCGAAGUGACAGCAUGGACAGAGGUCGGUCCUGGACCUUCUAAAAUUGCCAUAAUUCAAUCCGGUGUUGAACCAGUGCUGCCGCAUCCACCAUCAAAAUUGGCGCUGUCGAAUAUAGAAGCGUUUUCGGUCGUUUUACAAUUUACUCCUGGAUUUGAUGGAAAUUCUUCUAUAACAAAAUGGACAGUCGAAGCACAAACAUCUAGAAAUGCUACCUGGUUUGUAGUUUACGAAAUAAGCGACCCUGAUGCCACAACAAUUACUGUGACUGGUUUAGUACCUUUCACAGUGUACAGAUUAAGGCUCAUUUCCAAUAAUGUAGUUGGCUCUUCUAUACCUUCGGAAACUACCAAAGAAUUUCAGACCAUCCAAGCUCCACCCGCUUUCCCGCCGAAAAAUGUUACAGUUAGAGCGAUGAGUGCUACAGAAUUGAGAGUCCGUUGGAUCCCUCUGCGACAAAUCGAAUGGUUCGGCAAUCCUAGAGGUUACAAUAUAACCUAUACAGAAAUUCGUACAGGAUUCGCGCAUAGUUCCACCAUUGAAGACCACACGGCAAAUUCUCAUGUCAUAAUUGGUUUAGAAGAAUUUGCACUCUAUGAAGUCAAAAUGCAAGCCUGUAAUGAUGUAGGUUGCUCUCCGGCAGGACCUACUGCACUGGAAAGGACCAGAGAAUCAGUUCCAUCAUUUGGUCCUAUGAAUGUAGAAGCCAAUUCCACUUCUUCCACAACCAUAGUAGUAAAAUGGGGGGAUGUACCAAAAGAACACCAAAAUGGUUUGAUUGAAGGUUUCAAAGUCUUUUAUGCCGCCGAAAACAAGUCGCCCAUCCAAUAUAAACAAAUUGCCAGCAAUGCAACUUUUACUACUACCCUCACGGAGUUAAAAAAGUUUGUAAUUUAUCACAUUCAAGUUAAAGCGUAUACAAGACUCGGCGAUGGCGAACCUAGUAAACCAGCUGUAAGAGUUAGAACAUUUGAAGAUGUUCCUGGCGCGCCUUCAAACGUAUCUUUUCCUGACGUUUCUGUAACGUCUGCGAGGAUAAUUUGGGAUGUACCAGAAGAACCUAAUGGAGAGAUUCUUGCUUAUAAAGUCACUUACCAUUUGGAUAAUGUUAAAACCAAUAAUAAAUUUUCCAAGGAGUUUCCUCCCUCUGGUAGAACUUUCAGGUUUACACAAUUGGAACCAGAAAAAUACUAUUUAUUCUCAGUAACCGCCCAAACUAGAUUAGGUUGGGGCAAAACCGCGCAUGCUCUCGUAUUUACUACUAAUAACCGUGAUAUUCCACAACCGCCGUCAAUGCCGCAAAUAAGCAGAAGUCAAAUUCAGAGUCAUCAUAUCACUUUCAGUUGGACGCCUGGCAGAGACGGAUUUGCACCUCUGAGAUACUACACCGUUCAAAAAAUGGAAAACGGAGGACCUUGGCAAUCGUUGUCUGAAAGAGUCGAUCCACAAUUAACUUCGUAUACAGUUUCAGAAUUAAAACCUUUCACCUUAUAUAGGUUUCGAAUACAAGCAACGAACGACAUCGGUCCAAGUCAAUUCAGUCCAGAAUCUAUCGAAGUUAGAACUUACUCGGCUGCUCCAAGCAAAGGUGUUGCUGGUUUGAAAGCUGUUCCGAUUACAACGACUAGUGUUGAAGUGUUUUGGGAACCGGUGGACGAGCAGUACUGGAGCGGAGACACUAAAACCGGUGGUUACAGGGUCAUAUUUCAACCUGUGUCCGAUUUUCCAACGGCACUUCAAGCCACGCCCAAGGAAGAAGUUAUGGGCAUAACUGCAAGCAAAAUGGUUUUAAGCGAACUACAACAAGACCGUAAUUACGAAAUCGUUGUUGUACCUUUUAACACUCAAGGUGAGGGUCCAGCUAGUCCACCAAUCACGGUAUAUGUAGGUGAAGCAGUACCAACUGGAGAACCUAGAGCAUUACAAGGAACACCGGUGUCAUCCACUGAAGUAACGCUAAGAUGGAAACCGCCGCAGCAACAGAUGCAAAAUGGGGAACUACUAGGUUAUAAAAUAUUCUAUUUGGUUCUGAAUUCACCCCAAGAGCCUCAGUACGGUAAAAAAUGGGAAGAAGAAAUCGAAGUAGUACCAGCAUCCACCACCACGCACAGCUUAGUUUUCCUCGAUAAAUAUACCGAAUACAGGGUUCAAGUGUUAGCUUUCAAUCCAGCUGGAGAUGGGCCUAGAUCUCAGCCUAUUAGAGUCAAAACUUUGCAAGGCUUGCCGAGCGCACCAACUAACCUUACGUUUUCCGAGAUCACUAUGAAUAGUUUAAUUGUGUCUUGGGAUCCCCCUAGAAAGAGGAAUGGAGAUAUCAUAAGUUAUAUUGUGACCUACGAAACUGCUGAAGAGAAUGAACGUUUUAGUAAGCAAAAACAAAAAGUGACAACGACAUAUUUACAUGUCCAAAGUUUGGAAGAAGAAGUAACUUAUACGUUCAAAGUCAAAGCGCAAACUAUCGAUUACGGACCUCCGGUGGCCAGUAAUGUAACUACGGGACCUCAGGAGGGUUCACCUAGUACUCCUAAAGAACUUAGUCUGGUAAAAACCUUGUCCAGCAUUGAGUUGAAGUGGUUCAAUGGAGCUACCGGGAAAGGACCGAUUUUGGGGUAUUACAUUGCGUCUAGGAGAAAAGAUGAUAUCAGAUGGCAGACAGUAACAAAAACAACGAACGGUCCCUUACAAGAAUUCACUGUUUUAUAUCAAAGUCUCCUACCAUCGACCUCUUACAAAUUCCGGGUAAUCCCUUACAACAAAUUCGGCAUUAGUUAUCCCGCCUAUUCCGACGAAUCAGUAUUAACCCCAUCGAAAUUGUACAUGGAAUAUGGAUAUCUACAACAUACGCCGUUCUAUCGGCAAACGUGGUUCAUGGUCGCGCUGGCUGCGACUUCUAUAAUCAUUAUUAUAAUGGUUAUUGCGAUAUUGUGCGUCAAGAGCAAAAGUUACAAAUAUAAACAAGAAGCGCAAAAAACGUUAGAAGAGUCAAUGGCGAUGUCAAUAGGCGACCAUCAGGAGUUAGCGAUGGAUUACUAUCACUCUCGCAACGGUUCAGCGAGUACGAACACUCUGAGUAACAUGACGAAAAAGGGCACCUUGUCCCGGAAGCCGCCUCCUCACCAACCUCCUCCGGCUUUGGGGAAAUCACCGCCACGGCCAUCCCCCGCGUCCGUACCCUACAACUCCGACGAAGAGAGUUUGAAGGGUUACGACGAAAAUCCGGACGAUAGCAGCGUCACGGAGAAACCUUCCGAAAUGAGUUCCUCUGAUUCUCAAGGUUCAGAGAGUGAGAACGAAAGCGUUCGUUCCGACCCCCACUCCUUCGUGAAUCACUACGCAAACGUCAACGAUACGUUACGACAAUCGUGGAAACGUCAAAAACCAGUUCGCAACUACUCGAGUUACACGGAUUCGGAACCAGAGGGCAGCGCUGUCGUCAGCCUGAACGGGGGUCAAAUCAUCAUGAACAACAUGGCGCGGUCGAGAGCUCCCUUGCCCGGUUUCUCUUCUUUUGUAUAAUAAAACGUGUGUCAUAAAAAUAAAAUACAAACGGUAGCUGAAAAUUUGACGAUAUUUUAAUCAACUUUCAAUGUGAUCUAUUUAUUUAGUUUUUUUUUUUUUUUAAAUAAGUUAGGUGUAAACGGCGCGUGUAAAUAGUAUAUAUUUGUCGUUAUAUAGUAGGAUUUUUAUUUAUUUUAUGCGGGUUUCGGAUUUAAGGGAAGGCGAAUAAGUAGAAUGCGGAUAAUUUCUACUAUCGAGGUUAUUAAAAUGGUUUAUAUCAAAAUUUUGGUUAUAAAUAGUUGUGAAUUACAACUUUAUGAUGUAAAAAUUAAAUUCUAUUAAUUUUCUAGCGCGCCGUCCACAACCAGUGAAAAUUGUCAUUAAGGUAGCUUUAUUAUUAAUUUCAAGUAGGUAUUUAAUGAAUGAAAAAAAAAUGUGUUAUUUGUCCAAAUGGCAAAAAAGAUGUCAUUUUUUGGUUUGCUAAAGAUACGUAAAAUUUGCUAUUUUUUAACAAUUUUUGUGCUGUAGAAAACUGUUUAACUGCAUAGUAUCAACGAUUUUGUUUUCUCGUACAAUCGUUUGGAUUUCGCUGGUAACAUAUUUGAAAUUACAGCCUUUUGCAUAUCUCAAAUAGAGAUUGUCUCUAUUACUUUCAAGUUCGUAAUCCAUCCGUUAAAUUAUCGGGCAUCGCUAAAAUUGAAGUAAUUGUUUGACAGUUCAAACUUCAAAACGAAUACAUAAAAAUUAUGACGUUUCAUAGAACCGGAAGCUACGGACUUCCGGUUCUGACACCGACAUGUCAACAUCGAAAUGGUGGUCUCAGAAUCGGGAGUCCAGUUUUCACAAACUAUCAAAUUUUAAAGUUACCAUCUGACUUUUAAAUUCUUACUAAAUCCUAUACCGAAGUUUCAAAUACAUAUAUUAGUAAAAGUGAGUGGGGAUUCGUGGUUUGAGAGUCCUGGUGUGACUUUUCAUUCAUUCAUUCUUUUUUCAAUAAGAAAAAAAUACGUAACAUUGGUGAUACAGGGUAAGCUAAACCCAUUGAUCCAUUUAAGUGAUUUACCACUUUAAAGUUAAUUUUAAUGAAGUGGGAAUGGUGUUGUUAACAGGGUCCUUGUGUGACUGUCUAGGCAUGCUAUUCUCACUAUAAAAAACGUAAAAUUGGGCAGACAGUGAAAGCUUAACCCAUACAAAAAGUAGAAGAAGAAGAAGAAGAAUACUUCUAUGGUUACAAAAGUCGAAGUAAUGUCGAUCGGAAUUUUUACAUGAAAGCAAUAAAUCGAAAUGAAACAAAUUUUUACACAUGUAUAAUAAUUGUUUAUACAGUUGGACAAAAAAAUAUGAAAGUCUCAUGUGCAGCUAAAAGGAUACUGAUAAAAUUUAUAAGAUUAAUUUCGUUAAAAUUGGUUAUAGUAAACAUUUCCAUUAUUCUUUUGUGGCUUUUGAAAAAAAAAAGAAAACUAUUCAUGGACAGCUGGAAAAAAUAUAUUUUUUUUUGUUGAUGAAAAGGAAAUAUCACUUUGUCUUAACUACAGUAAAAUAAAAACCUUUCUGUCGAUGAUCAUCAUCCGACCUAUUUCUUGUAAAAAAAAUAUCGCAGAAUCAUUUUAUUAACCUCCAAAAAACUUCCCGUCUCAUAGAUUUUCGUGCAUAUAAUAAUAAAAAGAAAGUCUGCUGUAAAACGAUUUAUUUUAGCUAAUUAUUUAAUACUUGGACCAAAUGUAGGCGUUUAAUUUUUCAAUUGAAUGGAUCUCCCUAUUUUUCGAGAGAUAUUUUUAUUAUUUUUUAUCUAUAUUUAAUAUAAUAUAUUAAGAAAUAUUGUCAAAUUUUCAAAUAUUUAUUAGUAAUUUCUACAAGACUUGAAUGUUAACUAAAAAUUU